Molecule: messenger RNA, 1112 nt
Organism: Pseudogymnoascus verrucosus
Lineage: Eukaryota; Fungi; Ascomycota; Leotiomycetes; Thelebolales; Thelebolaceae
Exons: 2
Coding region: 336-857 (173 amino acids)
Source: RefSeq, a predicted model, not a curated record
CCCCAAUUAUGCAGACCUACCCUUUCUCAGUAAUUCAUAGUGUAUCACAGCAGCAAAUGACAAUGGUUGAGAUGUAAGACUUCGGGGGGCCGAGACCACCGAAUUUCGGGAGGGGAUGUCGCACCCGUCCAAUUAUGGCCCAGCAAAAACAGUAAGACGACCUUACUGUACUGACUAGACCCUGCACCCCUCUGUUUAGCCGUGCCUGGAUGGUCCCUCAAUAUCCAAAUUGACCUCAUCUCUUCAAUUGAACGUCUCCAACUCCAUCUCACCACUCUCCUGCGAUCGCAACCUCUACCACUAAAACUCAUACAGCUCACUAGCCACCUUCCAACAUGCGCGCCUCCGCCGUCAUCGCCCUCGCGGCACUCAUCAGCGUCACCGCCGCAGCAGGCGGUGUUCCGGACUGUGCUAAACCUUGCGUCACCCAGUUCACAUCCGGCUCCAGCAUCGCCGGCUGCAACAACCUCAACACGAACUGCAUCUGCAGCAACAAAGACUUCCUCAGCAACAUCGCCUGCUGCCUCAUCGACAAAUGCGACGAGGCCGGCCGCAACGCCGCCAUCGCCUACGCGAAGUCCAUCUGCGCCACCGCUGACCCGCCAGUCGAGGUUCCGUCCGAGGUCGUCUGCAACUCCUCCUCCUCCUCCAGCAAGGGGACGGCGGCAACGACGGGCGCCUCUACCACCGGCGGCUCUACGACUGGGGGAACUACGCAAGCUCCUACUACGGGGACUACCUCAACACCAACAUCGGCGGCCCAGACUUCAAGCAGCUCAGGCGCCGCGAUGGUGAAUAUGGGGAGCAGCGGGAUGGGAUUGGCUGGUGGCUUUGCGGCGGCUUUGGUGCUCCUGUAAACAGUGCUUCUGUAAAUAUGGAGGGGUGGUAAUGCGGUGCACGCGGUGCACGCGGUCAAGUUCCUGUAGGACACCGUGUGACGUUCGGAUGCGGGGUAUUAGCGAUUGUUUUGUGGUGGCUGCGAUGUGAAGUUGUUUGUCUUCGUGGUUUACUAUGUGGGAUAUUUAAUAAUAGUCCAUGUGUGGUUAAUAUUCAAGUCGAUAGCUUAAGCCGUCUUUAGUAUUUAUUCCAAUGGCAUGUUUCAUCACCUGCGC